This is a messenger RNA of Anisakis simplex (herring worm), 990 nucleotides long. The record is from the annotation of a GenBank genome assembly. Lineage: Eukaryota; Metazoa; Nematoda; Chromadorea; Rhabditida; Anisakidae.
AUGGCCGAAGAAGAGAGGGAAUGUAUGGAACAAGUGUUCGUCGGAUGUGCUGUGCGAUCGUAUCCUGAUCUCGAGAAACAUUCAAUGCAGACUUUGGAUACUAAUGGUGAACAUGUACGCCCUGUUUAUGCCAGAAAAUAUUGUGCAGCAGAAGAGUCGUCGAAUCGAACAAACGAUGUUGAAGUUGUAUUGUCAAAUCAACCCAGAACAUGGCUACCACGAAUCAACGCGUCUGAAUCGCCAAGAACGAGGAAUGUUGACGGUAUUGGUCCUCGAACGGAAAUGGUUAAUGGGGAUAAUUUGAAUAACACAGACACUGUCAGCGUUCAUAGCGGUUCGACUUGGAGCGAACGUAUUCAGCGUCUCAUACCUAAAGUAUUCACGAAAAAUCCGCGCUGUGAUGAAGUUUUGUAUACCGGACCGCUGGAUGUUCUUCGCCCAGACUUUACGAAUCCGUAUGAUCUGAAGUCGAAAAAACAAAUCGCGAAACGAGAGAAACGUGAUCGAAAAGCUCUAACCAAACGUCUCCGUGCACGUCGACGAGCUGAAUUAGCGGUUAUCGCCAAAAGAGAGGCGAGAGAAAGAACAAUCUCGAGUGCUAUCGAGUUAUUACUGCAGUUAUUACGUAUGAUGACGUCCUUCGCUAUUUUGGUUGGUAACAUUCGUAAAACGUUUAUACCGGCUCAAUUCAAAUGGCUCAAACCAGGGCAAAACGCCUUCGAUAAUCCAGGACUACUGAUGCUUUUUAGAUGUACAGUCUUUUUGGACGUUCUGUUGUUUUGGACAAAUGUUAUAUGGGCGUAUUGCUUACAGUGGCAUUUGUGCUGUCGUUUGGGAUUGAUUAAGUUUUGGCUGUGGACAUUGAUACUGAUAACAGUCGGUGGAAUUGUUAUGUUGAUACCGAUGUCAUACGUUCAAAAUGAUCUCGACAUCAGUUGGUGUCGUUUCGUACCGAACUCUUCACUUGCUAAGUAUCAGCCGAACUGGUAG